Daucus carota subsp. sativus is the source of this 5545-nucleotide messenger RNA. RefSeq names its product protein DEFECTIVE IN MERISTEM SILENCING 3. The coding region runs from base 1037 to 2032 and encodes 331 amino acids. The transcript is spliced from 16 exons. Lineage: Eukaryota; Viridiplantae; Streptophyta; Magnoliopsida; Apiales; Apiaceae. The record is from RefSeq and is a predicted model, not a curated record.
CAAGUGGGCACCAUGUCAGCAAAGUGGGUUUCAUUAUUAUUUCCCCAAAAUCCAACCCAGUUCAAACCCUUAAACUAAAACAAAUUAUCGAGAGAGAUGAUUCAGAGCAGGCGAUCGAGAGAGACAAAGUGUCCGAGAGAAAUCAUAAUCUCCCUUACAGACACACAUAUCUCUGUCUCUCGCUCUAGAGCUAGGGUGUGGAAUGGGUGUAGCCGCAUUUGUUUCAGAGAGGAAUUUAUAGGCGGCCCUGGUGGCGCCCGCAACCUGUUCGAUGUUUUAUCUCAGAGAAUCAGGGGUUUGAAUUGGGGCGUUUUCGGAAGUGACUGUUGGUGGGGUUGUUUGGAUUUGUAUUUCUUUUUUUUUUUUUGGGUUUUGGUUUUCCGGUGGAAGUGGAGGCCAUGUUGGUGCUUUCGGAAUUGGAGAUUGAGGACUGGGGCUCUGGCUCCUGUUUUUGUUGGUAGAACUGGCGUGGCUUCCUUUUAUGGAGCCUAAAUCAAGGAAGGUUGAUAAGGCCCAAAUAUUUGAAAUAUGCUGCUCAAGGAAACUGAUGGUGGUUUUUACCCAACCCCAUCAAAGAGAGAAGUCCCAAACUGAGAAAAGGAUGAUAAGAGUUGCAACUGAGAUACCUGAGAAGUGUUUUGCUGGCUCUCAACUGGAAAAUGUUGUGUUUGAAAUUGUCAAAUCUAAUGGUGUUAUCAAUGAAACAAUAAACGAUAAUGAGAAGGUUGACCUGUCCCAUGCACCAUGCUCUAGUAUUGAAGUCUGACUCAACAGAUAUAGACGAUUCUGUGAAAUAUAGCUUUCUUCAUGGCUGCUGCACUGUUCGUGCUAUUCCGCUUCCUCAGACAGAAGGAAGUUUCUCCUUUCUUGCUGCACAUUCUUGCUACCCAAAGCUUAACGUGACCAUAACGAGAAAGCUCCUGAAAUUGUGUAUGACAAUAGCGAGCCUCAGUGUACUGAUGAAGAUAAUUUAUUCCUUGAGAAGUCAUCCAAUUUGGAAACUCCAAAAGUUCAGCAUGACGAUAGAUCAAUAGUAAUGGUAACAAGCCCGGAAUCUGCCAAGGAGAUAAAAAACAUAGCUGGAAGCCUUUACAAUGAACAAAAGUUAAGGAACUUAAGGACAAGAUUGUGGAGUAUGCUACGUACAUUGGAGAGCAUGGAAAAACGAUUGAAAUGCUCCAUAGCCAGCAAGUGGAAUUUGAGCAAGCCCUGUCCAAAAUGCAAGUUUCAUUGGAUGCCAUCUCUGAUGGUGACUCAAGUUAUUCACCAGGUGUCGUUUCACUUCUCGGAAGUGUUGAAAGUUGAAACCAAUGAACUUGGCAGGAUUUUGGCAGAGUUUCUGGGUGAGGAGCAAAUGCUUGGAGUCGUGUGUAAAUCUCUUAAAGUGGCUUACAAUCUUGAAACAUGUGAUGUUGAUGGAAGUGUGAAGUGUUCCACUGGUCUUCAAGCACUGGCAUCUGAGUAUGCUAUAUCUUUGGAUGGUCGUUAUUCUGUUAUCUGUCUUGAAGAUACAAGGCCAUAUGAAGGGGAUUAUGACAGUGGCGAUCCCCAGAGGAUGCUUCUGUUGCCCAAUCCUACAUUGCCAAAUGGAAAUUGUCCACUGGGGUUUAUAGGUGAUGCAGUCAAUAUGAUAUAUUUGGAUGACCAUCAGCUGUACACAAGGACUUGUGGUGGUAAACGUCUUCGGGAGACCUUGUUCCAUCAUCUUUUAGGCAAGGUCCAAGUUUAUAAAACUAGGGAAAGCAUGAGAAAGGCGCUAGAAAAAUCUUGCAUUCAACAGGGUGCAGUUUCAUUACAUGGAGGCAUCAUCAGAGGAAUUGGAGUUGUUUCUCUAGGACGUAGGUACGUGAUCAUUUUUCUACAGCAGAUAAAUGCCUCAGCUGGCCAAAAUUCAUUGGCAUUAGUACCAGUGGACCAAGAUGGGUGUGAUAUUACUGAAAAGCGUGAACUUGAAACUGGGACACUCUCACAGAAGGAAGCUGUUGUGGAUGCUUCCAAGGUUCAAUUUUGCAGAAACUAUAGGAUGCCUUGAAACAGGAAGGUCUAACAAUCAAGAAACAUGAAGACAAUAUUAAUUUUUUAAGAGACAGGAAAACCUCAUAGAUGUUACCAUUCUUAAUUUGCAAGUUACUCUUGGCAAGUAUCAUUCUUCAGAUGGACUAAUGGCGGAUAGAGGCGACCUUUGCAAAACUGAAUGUAGAGACGAUUCAACAUAAUCUAAAGAAUACAAAUUAUGCAGCUGGAAUUGUGUGUCAGCUAAAGACUGACCAUACUCAGGGGUCUCUACUUCCAUUGACUAAGGGAGUGCUUGGGAUUGUUGCAUCCCUUGGAAAGAUAAAUGAUGAUACUCUUAGCAGCCCAUAUGUUGGCGAUUGUAUAACUGAUGAUCCACAGAAGAGGCCAGAUAUUCCAAAACCAAGAUUACCUAAUGGAGGACUCUCUCAUGGCUUUAUAGAUUAUGCUGUGAAUAUGAUCAAUAUUGACAGAGAGAACUUAUUAAAUGUCACACAUGAUGGCCAUAGCCUCAGAGAGACCCUUUUCUAUCAUCUGUUCUUGCAUGUGCAAGUUUACCAAACAAGGGAAGAUAUGAUUCAGGCUGUUCCCUGGAUAAGAAUUGGAGCCCUAUCUUUGGAUGGUGGAAUGAUAAUGAACAAAGGAGUAUAUGCUUUGGGCGAUGUGUAAGCUCACUUGACUUUAAAUAUUAAUUUUUUUUAUACAACCGAGUAUGCAAGAACUCUGUUUAUUCUUGGUCCUGUAAAGUUAAACUAAUUAUUAAAUUAUCUUUGUUUGGCUUACAAUUUCUUGUUACCAAGUAAACAAACAACUCUACAAUCAAAGGUUCAAUUUCCCCCCUCUGCAGACUGCAAUCAAUACAGCGGGCACUUAGGUUCUCUCCGCUUCUCAAUUUUAAUUAACUCCAAAAUUGGGUAAGUUAAUUUCAGUUCUAAAAAUUGAAUUUAGAAAGUCACCAAGUUUGGAAUGAGUAGGUCUCCGGCGUUCGAAUCUGGAGCUGACGGAAUCCUCGCCGUCGAGAACGGCAACGGAGGAGGUCUCAGCCCGAGACAGAGAGAUAAGUUUUGUAUGGUCAAAACCAAGUAAGAGAUUGCUUCAUUAUUUGUAUAGUCUUGUCAGGUAACUUGAAACUUAUCUGUAUUUCGAUUUAUGUGUGUCUUUCUCUAUUGCCUGCUAUAUGUUCGAUCAAAUGUCGCAAUGAGAAAGGAUAUCAGGGAUUGGAAUUUUUGAUGUCAGCACUUGAUUGAUUAUUCUUCUUGUUAAUUGAUUUGUGCAAAUACCCUCUUUGUUUGUUAUUGUUUUAAGUGUUCUCUUGGUUUUUAUGAGACUAUGCUGUAAUUUGAAGUCAACUGCAUGGUUUACUUGGUAAUAUUUUGUCUGGGAUCUGUUAUUUGGGGAGCAGUAUUUUCUAUCAUUGUAUUGUGGGCAAUUGUUUUUUCGCUUGUGUGAGUGGGUUUAACUGUGGAUUAUGAAUUGACUGUUUUUCAGUGAUGUUUUGGUAGUUUCUUGACUUAGAUCAGAUGUUUUUAGUGUUGUCUAUAACGUGUUAUUAUCUGUUAGCUUUUCAAAGGUAUCCUACAGUUCGAAGGUGUGCAACAAUUUCCGGUGGAUGGAUGAAGUUUCAUAACAUAUGAGUUGCGCAGGCUAUUAAGAAUGGUUUGUUUGUUUCCUAUUAUGAGGAAUUCGGUACCUUAAUGGGGUCUGGUACCUUUACGGGGUCUGGUUGAUGGAACCAGUAAGCUGCAUAUGUGUGGAUAUGUUAUACUCCCUUUGUCCCAUUUAAUUCUAUACGUUUCUUUUUAACUGCUCGACACGCAUUUCAAUGCUCUUAUAAAAUAUAGUUCCGUAACUUAUUUUUGAGAUUUUCUUUUUUUGUAUAAAAAUAUAACAUCCAAACUUUAAUUCAGAAAAGAAAAAUUUUAAAAAUAGAUUACACAACUACGCUUUAUAGGAGCAUUAAAGUCCGUGCCGCGUCCCCGUCCCCCAAUGUAUACAACUCAGGGGGACGGAGGGAGUAUGUUAUAGCAUAUAAGUUUUACCUAGGUUAAGAUCUGGUUGGUGGAAGGAGGGUGUAUAACGGUAGAUAUUAAUUAGGAUAACUUAAAAAUCAUUAAUUAGGAGUCAAUACAUUCAAUUUUUACCAUAAUUAGUUUAAUGAAACGGACUAGGAUUGAAUAGAUUGAUGGAUUAUAGGAAAUAUAAAAAGUUUAUAGGAGUCAUAUCAGGUUUUUUAAAGCAUAGAGUAGGCUCUUAUUUUAGGAAGGUUUAAUAAUAAAAUUAAGUUAGACUUGAUAUGAUCACAUUCAAUAAACAAUAUUUUAGUAGUAAUUAUCGAUCUUGCUAAUAUAGAUGCUUUAAAAUCCAUUUAUUCCCGAAUCUUUCGUAUUUGAGAGGCUAUUGUAUUUAUACUUACAGGGGUGUAUUGGAUUGGGAUUUUAAAGCAUUUUUUUGCAUUCAUGAAAUCCGAGGGUAUUCGAUUGGGAUUGUUUGAAAUCCAUUAAAAUCUUGAGGUAUUCAAUUGGGAUUUUAAAUUAUGCUACAAAAUCUGGUGGUAUUCAAUUGGGAUUUUAAAUUAUGCUUUAAAAUCCGAUGGUAUUCAAUUGGGAUUGUUUAAAAUCCAUUAAAAUCUGAUGGUAUUCAAAUGCUGGUGGAUUUUUUUUCAUUUCAUAAAAUGAUGGAUUUUGUGGCAUUCUUCGGUGUAUUUUAAGUUUUUUGAAAUCCCACCAAAUUCAAUGGGAUUUUGAAGCAUUGUACCUAAAUCCCAUCAACUCUGCGACAUUUCAUCAAGAAUCCGCACAAAAUCAAAAUCUCAUACAAUCUAUUAAAAUCCAUAGACUAAAAACAAUGCAUUAAAAUCCCAAUCGAAUACACCCCCGUUAGUUUACGAGACUUGUUUAUGCUAUUACUGUUUCACAAGAAUAUUUUAAUACUUUGUGUCUAACCAAAGUUUUCACUUUGGUUAGACUUUUUAAUCUUUUCGCAUUUAUAUCACUUUCUUUAUAAGUUCUAAUAUUUCUUAUUUUUUUGAAUAAGAUGUUAUGUUUUUUGUGAGGAAUUAUAUGUUAUAAUUCGUUUAUUUUUCCACAAUUUUUACUUUUUUCUUAUAUUAUCAUUCUUAUGUUUCUCUUUGUUUACUUUGAUUUUCAGGAUCGUGGAAAAAGACCUUAUGGGUUUUCUUAUGAGUCUUUGAAGUCUUAUUAUCUAAACGUCCGGAGAUAUCUUUGCGUAUCUUUCGGUUAGAUGAUAAACUUUUUUAGAUCAAAGAAAUCCCUGAUGCGGCUAUUGUAUCUAUGAUACAACUCAUCUACGAGCAUGUAGACCCUGACAAAAAAAAAAAAAAAAAGUAAACAAACCACUGGUUUUUCGAGCCUGUCAGAGAAAUAUAACGGAAUUGGCUAAUAAAGUUUUUCCUUUGCGUAGAUGGUUGUUCUGCAGUAUGUCCAAGACCUUUUUUUCUCUUUUGAAACCCAACUGUGUGCUAAAUCUUUAAGAAUAUGUCAAUCUCUAAUUUAUUUAUUUGUUUGUUUAUUUU